UAAAUUUAUCACUAAAGGAGUUUGGUAAUAAACUACAGAAGUGUUAGGUGGCUGUACAAACGAAAGCAUAGGUUAAAAAAAGUAACAUGGUAAAAGCAGGAAAUGGGAAAGCCUCGUUUUACUGACAGCUAAGUGUGGGUUGUCCCAAAGUAUCCUGGCAACCAUACAACCAAGCAAACCACUUGCUUGAAGAAUUUAAGAGUAGUAAGACUUGACAAUAGAGAAAACAAUCUGUCAGCUACUAUAAAGUACAAAGUAAUCAUUAAACAUUAAUGCUGUCCUAUCUGUUCACAUGAGGUAAAGAUACCCUAUCUCCCAAAGAAUACUUAAUUUCCUUGUUUAGAAUUCAAGGAAAACAAGAGUGAGCUUAUCUUAGAACUGCUCUCCGGUAUAACUUACAUCUGUCAUAGAACAAGACAUUUCUUUGAAAGCCCAGAGUGUCUUUACCCCAGUCCUUUAAUUUGGUUGAGAAGAGAUAAUACAAGGGAAAUAGGAAAAAAAGAUGGCAAUGCAAUUUAAAGUACAGAAGAAUCACUGUAGUUAAUGAGAAGAGUCAAGUUAACCUGCUAGUUGAGGUAAUGGCUGUCUCAUCCUUAACUGACAAUUUGUGAUUGAAAUUGCUAAAGGGAUCAUAAGAAAUGACAAUGUUUCUCUAAAUCUUAACCACUGCCAUGAGGAUUCAGUGGAUAAGCGGUCUGGGGAGGAGGAGUACUUUUCUGCUCCCAGUAUUUUUUUUUUAAAUUGAGAUUUACAGUAGCUUUUCAUGGAGAAUUUUUUAUGGAAUACAGGAAAGGGAUCUUGACACCUAUCCUUAUAUAUUGUCAGUUUUUCUUAAACUGUCUAGUUUCUCAUCUGUUGCUUUUUUUAUUUUGUGUACUGUAAGUUCCCAAGCAACUCAAAUUUGCAAACACAACUAUGGAUACACUAUUUGCUUUACAGUAGUUACCUGGAAAUCUAGGUCUUUGUUUUUUUGUUAUUUUCUCCUCUCUCCACUUAAUCAUAUAUAACUAGCAACAUUUAUGGUUAUAGUUUGAUUUACAAGUUCUUAAGUUUGUGGCGGAAGGUUUGUAGCCUCUAAUCUGAGGCAAGGGAAGAAUGAGUGGUCAGAAACUGGUCACUCUGAAUGUGGGAGGGAAGAUAUUCACAACAAGAUUUUCUACCAUAAAGCAGUUUCCUACCUCUCGGCUAACACGAAUGUUAGAUGGCAGAGACCAAGAAUUCAAGAUGGAUGGUGGCCAGAUUUUUGUCGACAGAGAUGGUGUUUUAUUUAGUUUCAUCUUAGAUUUUUUGAGAACUCAACGGCUUAUAUUACCUACUGAUUUUUCAGACUAUCUUAGGCUUCAGAGAGAGGCUCUUUUCUAUGAACUUGAUCCUCUGGUUGAUCUCUUAAACCAAGAACUCCUGCUACAGCCAAGACCUGCUCUUGUGCAGGUGUAUUUCCUAAGCCGAAACACUCAAGCUUUUUUCAGGGUGUUUGGCUCUUGCAGCAAAACAAUUGAGAUGUUAACUGGGAGGAUUACAGUGUUUAUAGAGCAACCUUCAGCACCAACCUGGAGUAGUAACUGCUGCCCUCCUCAGAUGACCUUACUUCCACUGCCUCCACAAAGACCUUCUUACCAUGACCUGGUUUUCCAGUGUGGCUCGGACAGCAUUACUGAUAACCAAACUGGAGUCAGGUAUGUUUCUAUAAAACCUGAUAGUCGAAAAUUGGCCAAUGGAACUAAUGUUCUCGGCUUACUCAUUGACACUUUAUUAAUGGAAGGCUUCCAUCUGGUUGGUAAUAGAACAGUAUCCUCUGAAGACAAAACUGAAUGCUAUAGUUUUGAAAGGAUAAAAAGGCCUGAAGCUCUCGCCAUGAACAAAACUGUGAAACCAGAGGCUGCCAUCAUGCCAGGGCAAUCUCAGAAAAAGAAAUGAGUUUUUUGUUCUCUUUUAGAGUAAAGGGAAAUUGCCAUUUUCUUGUCUCCUGCCAUGCCAUCUCUGGGCAACCACACCUCAACAAUGCUUAAGCCACUCUAACUGCUUGCUGCUUUCUGAACAACACUGUGCACUUGGUGCUUUGCCACAUAUUCCUUCUACCUUCAAUGCCUCUUUCCAUUUCUCUUUUUCAUGAACAUUUAUAUAGCUUUCAAGAAUGGAUUCUGGAAUCAUGCUGAUUGAUUUCUAAUCCCAGCUUAAUCACUUAUUAGCUAGAUGGCUUGGGCAAGUCAUUUAACCUAUUUGUGCCUCAACUUCUUCAUCUAUCAAAUGGGGAUAAAAAUAUAUAUAUUUUAUAGGAUAUAUGAAAAUUAAAGGAGAUAAUAUACUCAACAUAUUUCCUGGGAUAUGGUAAGCACUCAGUAACUAUUAGUGAUGAUGAUGAUGAAGAUGGCUCCCUUUCCUCUGUAUGGACUUACACGCCAUUAUAAAAACAAAUUUUUCUCACUUGAA
Myotis lucifugus (little brown bat) is the source of this 2430-nucleotide messenger RNA. RefSeq names its product potassium channel regulator (gene KCNRG). Gene Ontology annotation, cellular component: endoplasmic reticulum. NCBI's taxonomy places the organism in Eukaryota, Metazoa, Chordata, Mammalia, Chiroptera, Vespertilionidae. Gene Ontology annotation, biological process: protein homooligomerization; negative regulation of delayed rectifier potassium channel activity. The coding region runs from base 1096 to 1917 and encodes 273 amino acids. The record is from RefSeq and is a predicted model, not a curated record. Gene Ontology annotation, molecular function: protein binding. The transcript has 2 exons.